GUUUCACAGGUUGCCUUAGAGCAACAAGGACUGUGACACCUGUUCCAGAAGAGUCAGGAAAUCGAGCCUUAAACUAUAGUUGGGAAUAUUGUACGCGGUUUAAUGGUUUAGCCUAGCCUGCAAAACUCCUGGCGUAACAGGAACUGCUUUCUCCAGACGGAGACAACAGGAGCCCUCUCGUUUCUAAAUCAUUCAGCUAACCACGCAGUUGUUUAAAACGGCGGGGACAGCUGCGUUCAUGUGCGACACCUACAACUUGGAUUCGCAGUGCGUGUCACCACCAUGCAAUAUGAGCUGGGCGAUGGAGCCUACAAACUUCUACGACAAUAAGUUGAGCGGUGUCCCUGGAGACAAUAAACCUAUGCGAGAUGGCACUAGCGAGGACAGUAGCAUGGUCGAACUAAGCAACGCUCAUGCCAUUUAUGAUGAUGAAAGCGCCAUCGACUUCAGCGUUUACAUCGACUCCAUGUCUUCAGCACCAAACUUCGAACUCUGCAACGACGAGUUGUUUGCUGAUUUGUUCAACAGUGCUGUAAAGCAGGAAAAGGCUGACUUAUACCAGCCAAACACAAUAUCAAGCAACAUGCAGUUGUCAAACUGCGCGUUUUCCGUCUCAAAGGAUUUCGGAAAAGGAAGUUUCAGUGCGCCAAUAAAACAGGAGAAUGACUGGAGUGACAGUGACAUGUCUUCGUCGUUGCCCUCGCAGAUAGAGACCUGCGCUCAGACCUCCGUCAGCUUGCAUACCGGACAGCCAACGCCUCCGACAACGCCGGAGCCACUCUCUGCGGAGUCCAUCACCCCAUCCGGACAACGGAGGACGGGAAAAGACAAGAUUAAAAAGACUGUUGACCGAUUUAGUCCGGAAUAUCGCCAACGACGCGAACGGAAUAACAUUGCUGUGCGUAAAAGCAGGGACAAGGCCAAGCGGCGCAAUUUGGAAAUGCAGCAAAAGUUGAUCGAACUGAGUGCAGAGAACGAACGCCUGCAUAAAACUAUCGAUCAUCUAACGCGUGAACUUAGUAGUCUCAGAGCCUUCUUCAAACAGCUUCCCGAUUCAGCAUAUGAAACGCGUGCUACUGCUGACAGUCGGUGACACGUGAAACCUACCAAAGCUUGCCUUUUAGAAGCGAGCUAUUCGAACAUACCUCAAGGGACUUGAAUAUGCAUUUACGCUGUAGCAUACGUGCAUUGAGUUACAGCUGAACUUUGGCACUGAACUUCGAGUUGCUGCCCUUUUUGUGAAUAUCUUCGGAUUUUUUUUUUUUUUAAAUUCUAAAUUAUUACAAACUUCAUACGUUAUGGUACGUUUUAUAAUUCCACUUUGUAUUGAUGCCAGAGCAUGUUUUUUUUGGAAACUUUAUAUAUAGUUUGUACAAAAACUGGAACAUUGUUAGUAAAUGAGUAAUAAAAUUACAUGAAAUCUUG
Molecule: messenger RNA, 1425 nt
Organism: Electrophorus electricus (electric eel)
Lineage: Eukaryota; Metazoa; Chordata; Actinopteri; Gymnotiformes; Gymnotidae
Gene: cebpd
Product: CCAAT enhancer binding protein delta
Biological process (GO): regulation of cell differentiation; DNA-templated transcription; regulation of transcription by RNA polymerase II
Molecular function (GO): RNA polymerase II cis-regulatory region sequence-specific DNA binding; DNA-binding transcription factor activity, RNA polymerase II-specific
Source: RefSeq, a predicted model, not a curated record